AUGGAGGCCCUUGACGUUCACAGCAAGUCGUUUGUUGUGCGUUGGCUACGUGUGAAACAGAACGAUACGGUGUUCUACCAAUUGAAGCCUCUCAAGCGGUCAGUGGGUAUUGGUAUCUACAAACGUCAAACCACGAUCAACGACGACACUAUAAACAAGAGCACUCGGGGAUCAGAGCGACAAACCAAUGAGAAUGGAGCAAUGGAAGGUACAAGUAAGACUGGUGGGAGUAUUCACAUUGCGCCUGAUACACGGACUUUGAUCGAUUAUGCCUUAAAUCGGAGUUCAUCGUCGGUGGACACAGAUCAGAACAAUAGACGUCGUUCCAAGUCAAUUGCUGCGGUACAGCACAUUUCUCAGGAUAUCCCAUUGGACACGAAACUGGCCGAUCAAGGUUUUACUCUAGUGAAACGAUUGGGUGUUGUUCCAGGGAACGAGCUCGUAGAGGGGUCGUUACAGGCCAGGGAAGACGGUUACUAUGCGUUUAUCAUCGACAACACGGCGUCCAAAACUGUUAAAAAAAAGAUCUUGUUGAGUGUCGCUGUUAAAGGGCAGGAAGUGCCCCAUCAAUUGCACCGUUCGAGUUCACAGCUUACACGUGUGAAACAAGGUCGAAUUUUGCAAGGGUAUGUGCUUAAAAAACGACGCAAACGUCUACAGGGCUUCACCAAGCGGUUUUUCAAGCUGGAUUUCAAGUAUAAGACGCUGUCUUACUAUUUGAAUGAGCAUAACAACGUUUGCAGGGGUGAAGUCGUGAUACCGCUUGCGACGGUGAGUGCCAAUCGUAUGACCCGAUUGAUUAUAAUUGAUUCGGGUGUGGAAAUUUGGGUCUUGAAGGCCAAGGAUGAAGCGGCAUGGCAAGAAUGGAUUGCUGCUUUAGAAGAAUGCUAUUCUAAAGAGCACAAUUAUUAUACCAGGCAGCCGAAAGAUUCCAAAGUUGUACCGGAAACCCUUCCUGUUUCGAAAGGAUUGGAUGCCAUCUGCAAGAAACUCGAAGAUUGCAAAACGAUGUCUCUCGCAUAUUUCCCUCCCACUACCGAGCUUCGAAGUCGUUCUGCUCUGAAUAACUCAGGCUCUCACAGCCCAUUGUCACGGACUUCGUCGUUCUCGUCUCUAUCUAACAUUUUCGCGAAAAACAAGAACGGGUCCCAAGAGAUUUUAACCAAGACGGCACCCGAUUCCCCCCAAUUAGCCAAUUUGGAACUAUCUUCUCCACCACAAGAGCAUGAAUUGUACAAAAAUUUGAAGGAACUCGAAGAUUUGUUCCAUAUUUGGAUUUCGAAAGGCAAAACUGUUGUUAAAGAUCGUGGUUCCAAAGCACCAUCCAUUUUGAGUGAGAAUGAAUACUACGAUGCCGAGGAUGAUAACAUUGAAAAGGAUGCUCAGGAGGGCGUCAUUAUGUUGAACGACGAAGAAGGUGUUCAUGCCCUCCUAUUAUCCGAAAGCUCGCAUCCGAAUAAAAACGAGGAAGCUUUCGACGACGAAUCAUCGAAAUUUGAAAUCGAAGCCGUUCAAACUACUCCUGGUUUGGAAACAGGAGGCGACCUGUAUCCUUUGCCUUGGAAUCAUAAAGAAAAGCGUCGGAAUGACAUUCCCCCUGCCUCGGUUCCACCGCCAAGUUUGUUUUCUUUCUUGAGGAAAAAUGUUGGCAAAGAUUUGUCGUCAAUAUCAAUGCCGAUCACGUCAAAUGAGCCUGUUUCAAUUCUGCAAAUGCUGACAGAGACUUUCGAGUACUCUGAAUUAUUGACCGCUGCUGCGUCUGCUUCGACUGAUUCCGAGCGUCUCGCCUUAGUCGCCGCUUUCUCCUGUUCUUACUUGUCGGUACAUCGGCACAAAGUUCGUGCAAUGCGUAAACCUUUUAAUCCACUACUGGGAGAAACGUUCGAACUUGUGCGUGAGGAUAAAGGCAUUCGUCUGGUUGCCGAAAAGGUUUCUCAUAAACCUCAGAUAUUUGCGUUUCACGUCGAACACGCCCUGUGGCAACUCAGCUAUACGGUUUCUCCCGUACAGAAAUUCUGGGGUAAAUCAAUCGAAUUUAUCAAUGAAGGUAAAUUGAAAUAUUCAGUCAAGUCAAGUGGGGAAGGUUUCGUGUGGUCGCAACCGACUACCAUCCUGAAAAACAUUCUUGCCGGCGAAAGAUAUAUUGAGCCCACAAAUCAUAUUGAGGUUGUCUCUUCUUUGGGCCUUAAGGCGAAGGUUGCAUUUAUCGCUGGUGGUAUGUUCGGUGGACGCUCCGAAGAAGUUUGCAUCACUUUGUUAAAUGGAUCAAAAGUUUUAAACACUCUCAAAGGACAUUGGACAAAAAGUCUCAAUGACACUGCGACGGGCCAAAAAAUAUGGGAAGUAGGCGAAUUGGUCCCUGACCCGGCAAAAAAAUACGGAUUUACUGUUUUCACCGCCAAUCUGAAUGACAUUACGGGCAUCGAAAAAGACCGACUGCCUCCAACGGAUUCAAGAUUACGUCCCGACUUGCGUCUUUACGAAAACGGUGAGGUAGAUAAAGCUGAGCAACUAAAACUCGAACUAGAGCAAGCGCAACGUACCAGACGUCUAAAUAGCCAAGAUGUCGAGCCCUUAUAUUUCCGGCAAUCUGGUGACGGUUGGAAGAUAAUAGAAGGCGAUAACAAUUACUGGGCUAAGCGGAAGAAAGAAGAUUGGAGUCAAGUAAGACCUCUUUGGUAA
Molecule: messenger RNA, 2682 nt
Organism: Lachancea mirantina
Lineage: Eukaryota; Fungi; Ascomycota; Saccharomycetes; Saccharomycetales; Saccharomycetaceae
Source: the annotation of a GenBank genome assembly